GAGCCCUCCUGCUACCUUCUCCCUCUUGGGAGUGCAGUCAGGCUGCUGCCAAGUCAACCUGCACCACCCUUUGCUCUGGCUCCCUGUAUUUGUCCUUUGGGCACAGGUGAAGGUUAGACUAACUGCCUUUGUGUGAUGGAGCCCUUCAUGGUUGGGCUGUACAGAGGCCAGAAAUCCCCUCCCCUCGCUCCCGUCAUGAUCCCAACAGAACCACUCCAUAUAGCACUGAGACUGCAAACUGGGGAAUAGGAGCUACAAAGAGACGUUCCCAUCUGCUCCCCCUUCCUGUCCUUUACCUCAAAAAUGCAUCCCUACCAGGUAGUAGUGCUCUCUCUGAACCCGAAAGUUCUGUGAUCAGGGACUUCAAUGGAUCACCCAUUCUCUGGCCCCUGGCAAUGCUUUCCCUUUUAAGUCCCAAUACUCUUCAUUUUGUUGCAGCAAUACAUUGAAAAGCUCUGGGCCAACAGGCUUGAUGGCUGCAAAGAACCAAAGAUGGCACCUCCUGAAUCUGGUGGCAGGAUGCUGGGCUGGAUUGAGAAAGUCGUACCGCAACCUCCUGUCAGCUCCCCCAUCCUUGUAGUAGUGGAGAAAGACACACAGGCUGUAGAAGCUGCGCCUGUAACUGCAAGGCAGCUGAUAGAAAGAAGUCCCAGGAGUGCUGCAGAAGGGUUCAAAGAACAUGCUCCUGCAAUCCGUGAUUCUGUCUCAACAACAGACAGCCCUGGCCGAGGAGUCCUCACCUGGAUAUCUCAGGGCCUGGGGAAGGUGAUGCCACAGCCGGCACAGAACUCUCCUGUCAUGUUGCAAGAGGCUGCCAAGAGCUUUGAAGCCAGCAUUGAUAUCCCAGAUGUGACAGAAGUCCAGAGCAUAAAGGAUGAGAAAGAGGAAGAGGAAGAGGAAGAAAUAGUGUCUGUGACUGAGGAAGAGGAAGAGGAGCAGGAUGAACUGUACUCCAGCUCAGACAAUAACGCCCUGGAUAAAAUUGGUGGGAAAAAAGUGAUCACUUGGAUAAUGGAAGGAUUUGAGAAAAUGAUGCCUCAACCUGAAAACAUGAAAAAGAUGGAGGAAGGGACCCCAGGAGACCAGGCUGCACAAUGGGCACAGAAAGAGAAUUCGCCUGCCAGCCCUCCCAGUGCACCAGGGACAAAGCACAGGGCCUCAACUGACAGCCAGUCCACUCGGAGCCUCUCUCUCUUUCCUCGAACACUUGGAGGUGAUGGGAGCAGUGUGCUUGACUGGUUUGUUCAGGGACUGGAGAAAGUGAUGCCACAGCCUGUGACCAGAGGGAAGGAAGAUGGACAGAGCACAGAAGCUGCAGACCUGGGCCCAGGGCAAGAAAGUAAGUCAUAA
Molecule: messenger RNA, 1350 nt
Organism: Lacerta agilis (Sand lizard)
Lineage: Eukaryota; Metazoa; Chordata; Lepidosauria; Squamata; Lacertidae
Product: cyclic nucleotide-gated cation channel beta-1-like
Exons: 12
Coding region: 493-1350 (285 amino acids)
Source: RefSeq, a predicted model, not a curated record